AUGGAAGAUGAGAUCGCUUCGGAGGCUGGACCGCAGGACAAGCGACACGCUAGCGGGUGGAAUACUCUGGCUCUCUCGGUGGCCGGACUCUCAAGGCCGUUUUUUGCGUUUGGUUUGAGCAGGACGUUGUGGAGAAAUGAGGUAAGCGCGCCGGAGCUGCUAAAGGUGGACGAGCACCUGGUGUCGGACCUUAUCCAGCAGGUCGAGAACCAGCAGGAAAUAGUGGAUGACGCCAGGGCUUCUCCCGAGGAGGCGUUUUCUGCAUCGCUGUACCAGAUGGAGCUGGACCGCCUCCGCUACUCCCUGUCCAAGUACCUCAGGACACGCCUCCGCAAGGUGGAGAGGGACGCUCUGCACGUGCUGGCCACCGUGGAUGGGGAAAUGCAGGGCCGCUUGUCAGACAGGGAGCGAGAACACGCCAAGGGAUACGUGGACAUGUUGGAGGACCACUUCACCCGGACUUGCCUCAGCCAGAUGCCUUCCAACUUCCGGUCCUUGACGAACACAAGCCAGGAGGAGAAUAUGGUGCAGGAGCCUAACUUAGACACCUUCGUGGUUUGUCGCGCGCGGGACGAUGUGGGCUUGGUGCAGAUCGGAGAGGCGGCCGGGCGGGAAGAAAGCUCAAUGGAUCUCCGGCAGGGCGACAUGUUCAUCGUGCGAUAUCGUCCGAUCAGGACUCUAGUGCUCGGCGGCCGCGUUGACUUGAUAUGA
Ectocarpus siliculosus is the source of this 711-nucleotide messenger RNA. The record is from the annotation of a GenBank genome assembly. NCBI's taxonomy places the organism in Eukaryota, Phaeophyceae, Ectocarpales, Ectocarpaceae.